Messenger RNA from Helianthus annuus (common sunflower), 1635 nucleotides. RefSeq lists its product as uncharacterized. NCBI's taxonomy places the organism in Eukaryota, Viridiplantae, Streptophyta, Magnoliopsida, Asterales, Asteraceae. The record is from RefSeq and is a predicted model, not a curated record. The transcript has 2 exons. The coding region runs from base 102 to 1391 and encodes 429 amino acids.
UAACUCAAUCGCUUUCAUCUUGAGGCUACGGUCUCUUCCCUCUUGAGGCUACGGUCUCGAUCUUUCUUUCAGUUUCACUCUACUUCUUCACCCGUUCGAUCAUGCCAGACACCGUUGAAUCGUCCGGCUCCGGCAAAAUCCCAACCCCACCUGCGUUGCACCCGGUGUAUACCGUCACUAACAUCCAGAACAAGGUUCGGAUAUUGGACGGCACGAAAGUUACUUACUCGUCUUGGGUGAAGCUAUUCCAAUUAAAUGCCCGUGGCUACAAGGUGCUCGACCACAUCGACGGCACCAAACCACCAGCUAAAGAUGACACAAACUAUGAUUUGUGGAUGGAGAUUGACGCAAUAGUUCUGCAGUGGAUUUAUGCCACACUCUCUGAUGAACUAUUGGUUCGUGUUCUUGAACAAGAAUCCACCGCGCUUGAGGCUUGGGUUCGCCUCAAGAACAUUUUUCUCAAUAACAAAGGAUCCCGCGCUGCUGCUCUUGACGAUGCCUUCACCAAUCUAACCCUGAAAUCCAUGCCCUCACUCCAAGCCUAUUGUCAAAAAUUAAGAGAACUCGCUGGUCAAUUGGCUGAUGUCGACUGCCCUGUCGAUGAGAAACGUCUUGUUAUGAAGCUGGUACGUGGCCUUCCUCCAGAGUAUGAUGUGGUUGCUGCUCAAUUGAAUCAGUUGUUACCUUCGUGGGAGGAUGCCGUCAACCUCCUUGACUCUGAAGAGAGACGCCAAAAGGCUCGGGAAAAUCCUUCAUUUGUUGCAGCUGCCACACACACCACGCCAUCUAACACAUCGGAUUCGCCUGCUCCUCACCGUGAAAACACCUACCGGGGCCAACCCAGAUCUGGUCAACAACGUCGCAACAAUGGGCCAAGGCCCAAUCGUGGCCCGACUUCCCAAAAUGGCCAGCAACGUCCUCCACAACCACGUAAUGGGCCAUGGACUUCCUCUUCUCAACAGUGGCCUCCGUACACUCCUUGGUGGGUCGGCCCAACUGGAUCACCUGCUGGUUGGGCUCCGCCACCCUGCCCAUACCCAACCCAAGCAGGUUGGGCCUCUCCUUGGCAGCAAGGCUUUCAACAACCAUCACCCAGGCCCAAUGGGAACCGGCCCGCUACUGGCUCAACUUCACGUACCUCACCUCAGGCCCAUAUCACAGAUUAUGAUCCUCUCCAGCCCACACAUAUCGCUGAAGCAUUUCAAGCAGUACCCACAGCCCAACCAACCGAGUUCGACCCCUUGCAGCCUACUGACAUUGGUGAGGCGUUUCAUGCAUUCACGAUGGACUCGGGUGACCCGAACUGGAUAAUGGACACGGGCGCAUCCAACCAUCUCCAUGCCGACUCAGGAUUACAAGACUGGGAAGAUGUUGACCCGUCACGACAGUGAAGGUCACCUUUAUCCUGUCACUGCUCCUGCUCAAGCUUCAACCUCAUGUUUACUUGCUGAUUCCACUCCCGAUUCGUGGCAUAAUCGACUAGGCCACCCGGGGAUUUCCGUCAUUAAUUCUCUUAUUUCAAAUAAAUUUGUUGCAUGUAAUAAAUCUAGUCGAACUCAGUUUUGCAAUUCUUGUCAACUUGCCAAACAUAAACGUUUACCCUUUUCAUUAUCAAAUUCUACUACUGUCUUACCA